This is a messenger RNA of Phytophthora sojae, 1098 nucleotides long. RefSeq lists its product as hypothetical. The coding region runs from base 1 to 1098 and encodes 365 amino acids. The transcript has 7 exons. The record is from RefSeq and is a predicted model, not a curated record. Lineage: Eukaryota; Oomycota; Peronosporomycetes; Peronosporales; Peronosporaceae.
AUGAACACAUCUAUCACUGUGGAUCAACGCUGUGCUUGCCUGUUGAAGAGCCGAAAUAGUGACUCCGCAAAUCGGACAAAAGAACUUCAUUUUGUUUUAGCGAGUGCCACUUUUCAGUCAUUCGGCAAUUUGCCAGCUCGAAGCAUGACCGACGAUAACAGCCGAGAGCACAAGCGUGGCGUAGACACCGGCACCGACCCCUGGGCGUUCCUAUCGCCCUGGCUUGAGCAGCCUAACGAACGGCUCAUGGUCCUCCCGGACGGCUACUUCCACUGGCGCACGCGCGAGGUGCUGGAGCUGCUGGUACUGGCGCACGCCGUCAACAACCAGGCGUUGAUCAAAAUUCUACGUGAGAAAUGCGCGCUGAGAUUCGCCAACGAAGAAGAUAUAUUCGACGUCAACUAUGCCGACGAGGAGGAUGAUACUUCACGCAGACAAAGCGAUGUCACUGCCAAAAGGCAACUGUUCAAGUUCGACUGCAAGCGCGACCGCCUCUGUCGCCUCGCUUCAUUUUUAGCGUUGAUCUGGGCAACCAAAACCCCGGGGAGUUGUAAAGUGGAGCGCUGCUGCAAUUCGAUCAAGCGUGAAGACACUUCCUUGCAUUUCGCCGAUGGCAGCAACAUUGUGACGAAGCGUGCCAUCUCGAUAUCAGUCGACACCAAUAGGAAACUACUAUCGGACAGCACUGGGGGCCGAUGGGGCUUGAUUGAGGCCAAGCUCGUGGGGAAUUCAAGAAGUCGUCUGGCUAAGAACCUAGAAGAGUUAAGCAUCAACACAGCUCAGGAAUCGACCGACCGCUGUAUACGGGUCCACCAGGCGAGUGCUAUGGAUGGCACUCACGAAAAACACAAAAUUGAAGAAGCUGGAGCUGGUCGUGCACCCCAGCACUCUGAAGCCAUGGAAAAAUCGCUUUCGACAAUUUCACGGCCAGAUACUCCCGCCAGUUCCACUCGAACAGACGGCCAGACGUGUGUUCCUCAGUGCGACCCUCAGAAGCCGACGAUCACGGCAGAAGCCUUCCUGCACUCCAGCAGCUGGACCCGCGUGAGAUGUCGCUUAUUUUUGAAUUCGCUGCCACUCGUGUCAUCCGCUCAGUGA